UAUCUGAGGUCAGAGAGGAGCUUCGUACGACGGGGGCGAGGGAACAGUGCAACUAUAUAAUCCAAAAGCACUGAAUGAGGAAGUCACAGUACUGAAAAAGAUAGACACAUUACUCAAAGAUGGUGAAGAUUACUUUCCAGCCGGUCUCGGCGCAGAAACCAGAGAAGGAGGUCGAUGGAGACAAAACCCCUAACGAGAUAAUCAUGCCCUAUGCACAAGAGGAGCUGGUUCUUCCUCUAAGGCCCAAGAAGUCUCACCUAAAUGGGCUGUGUUGUCUCACCUUUGGCCUGGUGGUCUUCAUGUCAGGACUGGUGCUGGCCUCCAUUUAUGUCUACCGUUACUACUUUAUACCGCAGAUUCCAGAGGACAGUCUGUUCCACUGCAGGGUUCUUUAUGAGGACUCUGUGUAUGCCCCCAUGCAUGGCCGACAGGAGCUAGAGGAGAACGUGGGCAUCUACCUGGACGACAACUAUGAGCAGAUCAGCGUGCCCGUGCCUCACUUCGGAGGGAGCGACCCCGCUGACAUUAUCCAUGACUUCCAUAGGGGUCUGACUGCAUACCAUGACAUUGCACUGGACAAGUGUUACGUGAUUGAGCUCAACACCACUCUCGUCAUGCCACCACGGAACCUGUGGGAGCUCCUAGUCAAUGUCAAGAAGGGGACAUAUUUACCCCAAACCUACAUCAUUCAAGAGGAGAUGGUGGUGACGGGCAGGGUGAAGAACAUGAGACCCCUGGGCCCCUUCAUUCACCGGCUCUGCUACGGCAAAGACACCUACCGUCUCAGGCGUAGACGUGACGCCCGCCAACGCAUCGACAAGCGUGAGGCAAGGAAUUGCCACAGCAUCCGUCACUUCGAGAACACCUUUGUUGUCGAGACAGUGAUAUGCGACAGGAUCUAACUCCAAAAGAGGGAGAUGGAUAGAGUUCUGACCCUACACCACCAAGCCAACUUUGAAACCAUACCUCGCGCAUCCCGUAGGCUUUAUAUUGCACUUUAAAGAAAGCAUGUGUUCGUCCAAUAGUUUUUUAUUUUGUAUCUUAUUGUAUCCUAACCUGAAUAAUUUCUUACCUGCUCCCAUGUUAUUUCAUGAUUUAUAUUCAGGGUUUUUUUGUAGCUUUUUUGUAGCUUGUGAUUUCAUGUUGUUGCACAUGUUUUUUGAUUUUAUAUUUAUUGAUCUGAGGCUGACGCCUGCAUAAUUAGAUGAUGUGUCUUAGGUUUUUACUAGUUUGGCAUGUUUGUCCUUUCUGUAUUUUGCUCUUGUUGUCUAUGCUCUGUUGUAACCUUGUAGAGUGUCUAACAGUGAGAAAGGAGAAUUGGCUGUUACGAUUUUGCUUACGCUGUACAUACGUGUUUUUCUGUUUGUCUUUUGGGUUUAACCAAAGUGAACCUAAUAAUGUGUCUUGUCUUGUUUGGAUGUCCAGAAAUGCCUCAACAUACCUCAUAUAUAUAUAUAUAUAUAUAUAUAUAUUCAAUGUUUUUUUCAACUGUAAUAUAAAUCAUAAAUUGUGUAUAUGUACUUUCAUUCCUAAGCAAUAUUUACUGUAUAUGGAUUUUUCUUGUUUUUCAUAUUCAAAUGUGCAUUGAUUUUUUUUUUACUCUAAACUUGUUUUGUGAUUGAUAAAUUAUCUGGUUAUGGUUUCUCCCGCUGUUGUAUCUUCCACUCGUUGACUCUCACAUGGGUUUAGACUGUAUAGAGUAGCAUUUGAUGGGCCAACAGAACCAAAACUCUUAUCAAUAAACGCUAUGUUGAGUCGUGAGGGUGUUACUUAGGCAUAUUUACAGAGAUAUCUGACACAGGUUUAUAGAUGACGUUCCCUGAAUCCCCAAUCUGGUUUUGCUGUUUUUGUUUGGCUUGACAAAGACAUAGAAUUGAGCAAAACAGCAUAAACAGAUAGGGGAUUCAGGCUUUAGAAGAUGUGGAGUUGGACUAAGAUUCUAAGAUUCGACGUUCCUAACUCUUCCCUGUCAUGGUAGUGGGAUGCGCCUCUUUUGCAAAUGUAGUCCUUGUAGCCAGCUGUGUUAUUUCUACUAUCCUGACUCUCGUUUAUGCUUGCCUGUCACCUUCUCAACCUUUUUUAUCUGUAUAAUAUAGAGCAAUCUGGUUGUAGUUUUGAAGAGACCUACUGUAUGAUACCACUUCAUGAUUUCUCCCCCUCUCUUCUGACUUGCCAAGCUGUACAGUCAUUCAUCUUGAAAAGAUUGUCCUUCUACCUAAUUAAUAAAUAAAACUAUACUCAUUUA
Esox lucius (northern pike) is the source of this 2245-nucleotide messenger RNA. It is a transcript of the gene itm2cb, whose product is annotated as integral membrane protein 2Cb. The record is from RefSeq and is a predicted model, not a curated record. Gene Ontology annotation, molecular function: amyloid-beta binding. Bases 120 to 902 code for a protein of 260 amino acids. Gene Ontology annotation, cellular component: plasma membrane; extracellular exosome; Golgi apparatus. Gene Ontology annotation, biological process: negative regulation of amyloid precursor protein biosynthetic process. NCBI's taxonomy places the organism in Eukaryota, Metazoa, Chordata, Actinopteri, Esociformes, Esocidae. The transcript is spliced from 6 exons.